AUGGCGCGAGCGGGGCCGGGGCCGGGGCCGCCCCCGCCGGCGGGCGCGUUGGCGUGGCUGCCGCCGCAGGACCUGAGGCGCCUCAAGUUCCAGCUGAGCUACCUGCCGGCGCCGGAUCGCAUCCCCGCCGGCCUGCUGGCCCAGGCCGCCGACGGCCCCGCGCUGCUCCGCCUGCUGCAGGCUCACCUGGGCGAGCGCGCCCCCACCGUGCUGCAGCGGGCGCUCGAGGCCGCGCCCUGCCUGCACGUGCCCGGUCCAUAUCCUGACCCCAGCAACCUCCUUCCGCCGGGAAAUAAGAGGAAAAGGCUUGACCAGUGUGACGAGGAUGAGCCGAAGCGAUAUGACAUGUCGAAAUGUCGCGAGGCCUUCCUGAUGGGGGUGAAGAAGGGAAGAUCCGGGGCGACCGAGGAUAUUGAAAAAUUGCGGAAGCAUCUCGCCGCCUUCAGGUUUUCUGUGCAAGAGUGCAUCGAUCCCGAUGGAAAGGUGAUUCUUCAAGACUUGCGAGAAUUCCGGGAUAAAAUCAACGGUUCUCCGUAUGAGAUGAGCUGCUGCCUCGUCAUUCUCAUGAGCCACGGAGUGAAUGGCUUCAUUAAGGGGAAGGAUGAGAAGGUGGUCGACCUCGAGGAGAUCUUCAAGCUAUUCAACAAUGCAAAUUGCCCAAAUCUCCGGGAGAAGCCCAAGAUCUUUAUAAUCCAGGCCUGCAGGGGAGACAGGACAGAUGGGGGAGUGGAAGCCUUUGAUAAUGUCCCAGAGGAAAUGGAUGAUACAUCCAACGUCAAGAGACUGCCGACCACCAGUGAUUUCUUUAUCGUCUAUUCCACCCAGAAAGGUCACGUGUCCGUCCGCAAUCCUCUGAUGGGCUCUAGAAUGAUUGAGGCAAUGGAUGACGUCUUUUCCCGGUAUGGAAAGAAAUGGCAGCUUACUGAUUUGUUUACCAAAGUCAACGACGAACUUGUCCACAGGGACUUUUACGGGUUCCAGGGUAUAGUGAAAGUGACCCUGGAAAUGCAGUCCACUCUGACGAGGGCAGUGUAUCUGGGCUCCGAGGAGGACCUUUGAGAGAAGCCCUCAUCCGCACAAGAACACUCGACCACUCGAGGAGGUCUCGACGAUGCUGUUGCCUUUCUCCACAGUGUUGCCGCGCUAACUUGGAAGCACAUUCUCGGUGCCCGUUUCCCCUUCCGGAAGCCGAUCGUUGGCUUCUUUUCCGAGUUCCCAGUCUUUUCCGAGUCGGAAUAUCCUGUUGAUAGUCUGUCGGCUCUCUUCUCUCAAGAUCCCAAACCCCACCCCUUCCCCCCAACGCCC
Ornithorhynchus anatinus (platypus) is the source of this 1305-nucleotide messenger RNA. RefSeq names its product caspase-14-like. Gene Ontology annotation, biological process: proteolysis. The record is from RefSeq and is a predicted model, not a curated record. Bases 1 to 1059 code for a protein of 352 amino acids. The transcript is spliced from 7 exons. NCBI's taxonomy places the organism in Eukaryota, Metazoa, Chordata, Mammalia, Monotremata, Ornithorhynchidae. Gene Ontology annotation, cellular component: cytoplasm.